GCCAAAUUUCAAGUCUCAUUCUUUUCCAUCAUACAAAACACAUCUGCCCAGAAGUUGUUCAUCUUCAGUUUUCAGAAAGCGAGGAGGAGAAGGUAUUUGUGCAUCGUUUCUCAUUUGAGAAGGCUACAAUCCGCAGGUCCUAGCUGACAACGUCUCGGAUAUAGGACAAUUUAUUCUCAGGGACGUGGCGGAUAUGGAGCCUCUGAUGAUUCUACUUCUGCUAGCAGGACUAGCAGGGAAGACAGCGACAGACACAACAGCAAUAGGCAACAACUCUACUUCCACAACAACAGCCCCUCCACCACCAGAGGUUAAGCUGGAGUUCAAAUUGGAGCAAAACUUCACCGCAGACUUGAAUAAUGCAUCAUCACCACAUUUUCAAGCAUUAGCAGCAAGUGUGGCUACAGUGCUGGACAGUGAUUACAAACACAAAUAUGGAUCCAGUUUCAAUCGAACAGUGGUUCUUGGUUUCAGUGAACGUUCGGUUGUGGUAUAUACUGUGCUAGUAUUCAAUAAUAACACAGCUGCUCCUACAACAACCACAGCUGCUCCUACAACAACCACAGCUGCUCCCACAACAACCACAGCUGCUCCAGCAACAACCACAGCUGCUCAAGCAACAACAACAUAUGCUGCCACAACAACCACUUCUGCUCCCACAACAACCACAGCUGCUCCAGCAACAACAACAUAUGCUCCCAUAACAACCACUUCUGCUCCCACAACAACCACUUCUGCUCCCACAACAACCACAGCUGCUCCAGCAACAACCACAGCUGCUCAAGCAACAACCACUUCUGCUGCCACAACAACCACUUCUGCUGCCACAACAACCACAGCUGCUCCAAAAACAACAACAGCUGCUCUGACCACAGUUACAACUGGUUCUUCAACCACUAUCACAACACCGGCCCCUCCACCACCAGAGGUUAAGUUGGAGUUCAAAUUGGAGCAAAACUUCACAGCAGAUUUGAAUAAUGUUUCUUCACCAGAGUUCAAAGAAUUAGCAAAUACUGUGGCUGCAGCGCUGGAAAAUGUGUACAAAAGUAAAUAUGGAUCCAGUUUCGUUCGCAUAGAAGUUAUAGGUUUCAGUCAAGGUUCAGUUGUGGUAAUCACUAAGCUGGUAUUUAACGAUACCAGCGUAGUCCCUGCGAACAGUGAUGUGGCUGCCACAAUGACAGAGGCAGUUUCAAGCAACAGCUCUAAUUUCUCUCUCCCAGUGAACACAGCCUCCAUUGUGGCAACAAAGGUCAUCGAAACAACACAACCCCCAGCAGCCACAACACCAACUUCAGCUGUGGAUGCAACAACCACAGCUGCUCCCACAUCAACCACAGCUGCUCCGACAACAACCACAGCUGCUCUAACAACAGUCACACCUUCUCCCACAACAACCACAGCUGCUCUAACAACAACCACAGCAGCUCUAACAACAACCACAGCUGCUCUAACAACAACCACAGAUGCUCCCACAACAACCACAGGUUCCCACAUAACAACCACAGCUGAUGCUACGACAAAAACAGCUGCAGCUAUAACAACCAUAACUGCUCCAACAACAUCCACAGCUGCUCCAAUAACAACAAUAGCUGCUCUUACAACAACCAUAGCUGCUCCAACAACAACCACAGCUGCUCUAACAACAACCACAGCUGCUCUAACAACAACCACAGCUGCCCCCACAACAACCACAGGUUCCCUCAUAACAACCACAGGUUCCCUCAUAACAACCACAGCUGCUGCUACGACGACAACAGCUGCAGGUACAACAACCAUAACUGCUCCAACAACCACAUCUGCUCCCCUAACAACCACAGCUGGUCUCACAACAACCACAGCUCCUCCAACAACAACCACAGCUGCUCCCACAACUACCUUAGCUGUUCCUACAACAACCAUAACUGCUCAAACAACAACCACAGCUGCUCCCACAACAACCACAGGUUCCCUCAUAUCAACCAAAGCUGCUGCUACGACAACAACAGCUGCGGAUAUAACAACCACAACUGCUCCAACAACCACAUCUGCUCCCCUAACAACCACAGCUGGUCUCACAACAACCACAGCUGCUCCCACAACAACCACAGCUGCUCCCACAACUACCUUAGCUGUUCCUACAACAACCAUAACUGCUCAAACAACAACGACAGCUGCUCCUAAAACAACCACAUCUGCUCCCUCAACAACCACGUCUUCCCUCAUAACAACCACAGCUGCUGCUACGACAACUAUAACUGCUCCAACAACAACAACAACCACAACUACUCCCACAACAACCACAUCUGUUCUAACAACAGUCACACCUUCUCCCUCAACAACCACAGCUGCUCUAACAACAACCGCAGAUGCUCCCACAACAACCACAGGUUCCCACAUAACAACCACAGCUGAUGCUACGACAACAACAGCUGCAGCUAUAACAACCAUAACUGCUUCAACAACAACCACAGCUGCUCCAAUAACAACAAUAGCUGCUCUUGCAACAACCACAGCUGCUCUAACAACAACCACAGCUGCUCCAACAACAACCACAGCUGCUCCAACAACAACCACAUCUGCAAUAACAACAACCACAGCUGCUCUAACAACAACCACAGCUGCCCCCACAACAACCACAGGUUCCCUCAUAACAACCACAGGUUCCCCCAUAACAACCUCAGCUGCUGCUACGACGACAACAGCUGCAGCUAUAACAACCACAACUGCUUCAACAACAACCACAGCUGCUCCAAUAACAACCACAGCUGCUCCAACAACAACCACAGCUGCUCCAACAACAACCACAGCUGCUCCAACAACAACCACGUCUGCAAUAACAACAACCACAGCUGCUCUAACAACAACCACAGCAGCUCUAACAACAACCACAGCUGCUCUAACAACAACCACAGCUGCCCCCACAACAACCACAGGUUCCCUCAUAACAACCACAGGUUCCCUCAUAACAACCACAGCUGCUGCUACGACGACAACAGCUGCAGGUACAACAACCAUAACUGCUCCAACAACCACAUCUGCUCCCCUAACAACCACAGCUGGUCUCACAACAACCACAGCUGCUCCAACAACAACCACAGCUGCUCCCACAACAACCACAGCUGCUCCCACAACUACCUUAGCUGUUCCUACAACAACCAUAACUGCUCAAACAACAACGACAGCUGCUCCCAAAACAACCACAUCUGCUCCCUCAACAACCACGUCUUCCCUCAUAACAACCACAGCUGCUGCUACGACAACUAUAACUGCUCCAACAACAACAACAACCACAACUUCUCCAACAACAACCACAACUACUCCCACAACAACCACAUCUGUUCUAACAACAGUCACACCUUCUCCAUCAACAACCACAGCUGCUCUAACAACAACCACAGCAGCUCUAACAACUACCACAGCUGCUCUAACAACAACCACAGAUGCUCCCACAACAACCACAGGUUCCCACAUAACAACCACAGCUGAUGCUACGACAACAACAGCUGCAGCUAUAACAACCAUAACUGCUUCAACAACAACCACAGCUGCUCCAAUAACAACCACAGCUGCUCCAACAACAACCACAGCUGCUCCAACAACAACCACAGCUGCUCUAACAACAACCACAGCUGCCCCCACAACAACCACAGGUUCCCUCAUAACAACCACAGGUUCCCCCAUAACAACCUCAGCUGCUGCUACGACGACAACAGCUGCAGCUAUAACAACCACAACUGCUUCAACAACAACCACAGCUGCUCCAAUAACAACCACAGCUGCUCCAACAACAACCACAGCUGCUCCAACAACAACCACAGCUGCUCCAACAACAACCACUCACACCUUCUCCAUCAACAACCACAGCUGCUCUAACAACAACCACAGCAGCUCUAACAACUACCACAGCUGCUCUAACAACAACCACAGAUGCUCCCACAACCACCACAGGUUCCCACAUAACAACCACAGCUGA
This is a messenger RNA of Oncorhynchus mykiss (rainbow trout), 3952 nucleotides long. Lineage: Eukaryota; Metazoa; Chordata; Actinopteri; Salmoniformes; Salmonidae. The record is from RefSeq and is a predicted model, not a curated record.